CAGAAAUGCAGAUCGAACCUGAAUUUCGCUGUUGCCUUCUAGUGCAGGAGAAUGAGGCAAAGCCACGUAACACGAUGCGAAACCCUUUCUCUUGGUAAGAGAUGUGGUAUUCUGGAAUCUUUGCAUACUUGAACUACAAAGUCCCACGCACUCGGAAGGUGACCUUUGAAAUCUUAAUCAAUGGUUUACAGAGGCUUGAGUACAGAGGAUAUGAUUCAGCAGGAAUAGCACUUGAUGAAGAUAAUGAAAAAGACCAUAAAAGUGGUGGCAAUAUCUUUCUGUUUAGAAGCAAAGGCAAAGUGAAGGCCCUGGCUGAUGAAAUUUAUAAACAAAAAUUUCUGAACAUUGACAAAGUAUUUGAUGUCCAUUUUGCGAUUGCUCACACUCGCUGGGCAACACAUGGGGUUCCAAAUGAAGUGAACAGUCAUCCCCAACGCUCUGACGAAAGAAAUGAAUUUGUGGUGGUUCAUAAUGGAAUUAUCACAAACUAUAAAGAACUAAGAAAAUACUUGGAGAGUAAAGGUUAUAAGUUUGAAUCUGAGACGGAUACAGAGGUGAUUCCAAAACUAACAAAGUACAUGUAUGACACCAGAGAAGGUGAAGCUGUUAGAUUUUCUACUUUGGUAGAAAGCGUUGUUCAACAGCUGGAAGGAGCAUUUGCAAUUGUCUUCAAGAGCCUUCAUUUUCCCUGCGAAGCCGUUGCUGCGAGGCGAGGAAGCCCACUGCUGAUUGGCGUUUGCAGCAAGUACAAACUCUCCACUGACCAGAUUCCAAUACUCUACCAAACAUAUAAAAAUAUCAAUAAUGGACGUACAAGCAAGACACACCAAACCGAGACAGAAAAUUUUAAGUGCCUGCAUCCAAUUGGAGAGGAUAAAGCUAUUGAAUUUUACUUCGCAUCUGAUGCUAGCGCAAUCAUUGAGCAUACAAACAAAGUCAUAUUUUUGGAAGAUGAUGAUGUUGCUGCAGUGGCUAAUGGUUGCCUUUCCAUUCACCGUAUUGAAAGAUCAGUCAGUGAUUUAACAUCAAGAGCCAUACACACACUGCAAAUGGAAUUGCAUCAAAUAAUGAAAGGUAACUUCAGUACGUUCAUGCAGAAAGAAAUUUUUGAGCAACCAGAAUCUGUUGUUAAUACUUUGCGAGGAAGAGUAAACUUUGAAACAAGCACAGUUAAACUGGGUGGAUUGAAAGACCACCUCAAAGACAUAAAAAGGUGCAGGCGCUUGCUUUUGAUUGGCUGUGGAACUAGUUACCAUUCUGCAGUUGCAACACGUCAAGUAUUGGAAGAACUGACUGAAAUGCCAGUGAUGGUUGAGCUUGCCAGUGAUUUCUUGGACAGAAGUACUCCAGUUUUUAGAGAUGAUGUCUGCUUUUUUAUUAGCCAGUCAGGUGAAACUGCAGAUACUCUCAUGGCACUACAUUACUGUAAGGAUCAUGGUGCUUUGACUAUUGGCAUCACCAAUACGGUUGGAAGCUCUAUUUCCCGAGAAACUGAUUGUGGAAUCCAUCUUAAUGCUGGACCUGAAAUUGGAGUGGCGAGCACAAAGGCCUAUACUAGCCAGUUUAUUUCUUUGAUUAUGUUUGGUCUCAUGAUGUCUCAGGAUCGUAUAUCUAUGAAGCAAAGAAGAAAGGAGAUCAUCGCUGGUCUUCAUAUUCUGCCAAACCUGAUUAAAGAAGUGUUGGCCUUGGAUAAAAACAUUCAGCUCCUCGCCCAUGAGUUGUUCCAACACAAAUCACUCUUAGUCAUGGGUCGUGGAUAUCAUUAUGCUACUUGCCUGGAGGGAGCUUUAAAAAUCAAAGAGAUAACAUACAUGCAUUCUGAGGGGAUUCUGGCUGGAGAGUUAAAACAUGGUCCUUUGGCUUUAAUUGAUGAAAGAAUGCCUAUUAUAAUGAUUGUCAUGAGGGAUCCAUGCUAUAUCAAGUGUCAGAACGCUGUUCAACAAAUUGUUGCACGCCAGGGCCGCCCAAUAAUACUCUGUGCAAAGAAUGAUGAGCAGAUUAGGAAAUCUGCAUACCAAACGAUUGAAAUCCCACAAUCAGUUGACUGUUUGCAGGGUAUUUUGAGUGCAAUUGUUCUUCAACUCCUUUCUUUCCAUCUGGCUGUUCUUCGAGGACAUGAUGUUGACUUUCCUCGAAACCUGGCCAAAUCUGUCACCGUUGAAUGAAGACAAAGUCUUGCAAGCAUUUGAAAAUUGGUGUUUUGAUUGAAAAUUGGUCAAACUUUUGUGGUGUUCUUCAGUUUUUGUUUUCUUCUUAUGCAAUGUGAAAGCUAUAUACAAGUAAAUGAAGUUAUCUAACUGGGACAUGUGCAGAGAUGCAGAUUAUGUUCAAAUGACAGACUUGAUUUCAAACAAUAUAAUGUUCUAUGUAGGUUGGAUUUUAUAUUGUCUAUCAGUUAAAUAAUAACUUUAAUCUUUCUGUUUGGUAAAAGUAGAUACGGUGAUCUUGCUGACUUUAACCAUAAGAUAGUUCCAUUUUGAAUUAUAGGCGGCACGGUGGCAUAGUGGUUAGCACUGCUGGUUCAUGGUGCCAGGAACCUGGGUUCAGUUCCAUCCUCAGGCGACUGUCUGUGUGGAGUUUGCACAUUCUCCCCGUGCCUGCAUGAGUCUCCGUUGGGUGCUCUGAUUUCCUCCCACAAUCUAAAGAUGUGCAGGCUAGGUGGAUUCGCCAUGCUAAAUUGCCCAUAGUGUUCAGGGAUGUGUAGAUUAGGUGGGUUUAUAGGAUGAUGGGUCUGGGUGGGAUGCUGUAAGGUUCAGUGUGGACUUGUUGGGCCAAAUGGCCUGUUUCCACAGUAGGCACUCCAUGUAAUUCUAUAUUUUAAAAAAUUACUCUUAAGUUUGUGAAUGAAAUUAAAGGACAAGAAUAAAAUUACUUUAUAGUUCAUUUUGCAGCUGCAUUUACAUAGAUCAUGCAUUACAGAUCAAGUAUGUAAAACAAAACAAUUAUUAAUAUAAACCUAAUAUUUAUAAAAAUCUAUAUACUGUUUAUGUGAAUUAUUGGUGUUGUGUUUUAUAAUGAAAUCUUUUAGGGUCAGAAUAAAUAAUGACUGACUGUAACAUUUUAACAUCUGCAACUAACAAUAGGUAAAUUAACCAUUGCUUAAGGAAGUUGCAAAGGAAUUGAAACACAUCACAGGCCAUUUGGCCCAUCCUGUCAAUUUUAUCUUCCCAUAGGAUCAGCAGUGCUAAUCCUGCAUAUCUGCACUGUUCCCAUAUCCCUUUCAUCGUUCUUGACACAAGUCUAUUCUUAAACAUUGAUUGACAUAGUUUGUGCAGUAAUGUAUUGCUUAAUCUCUUGCUCACUGUCCGAAGCCUCUUGUACUUAAUCUCAUAUCUAUGUCACCAUGCCCCAUAUUCUGAGAAUCACUUAUUUCCAUCUUCCCUGUCCUAUCUGUUAACAAUUUAAAUAUUUACAUCAAAUCAUUCCAUAAUCUCCUCUUUUAGUGGAAGUGACCUCAAUAUUUGCAAGUCCUGCUUCAUAAUUCCAUUUCCUCAUAUCUCCAGAAACUAAACAGUCUGUGUUGUGCCUCUUCUAUUUCCUAAAUGUUGUUCCAUAGCAUGGAGUCUAAAAACAUGCAGAGUACUCCAUUGUUCAUACUUAACGAUGUUUUAUAUAGAUUCGUCAUUGCAUCUUGACUUUUAUUUGCUCUAACUCUUGUGUCAAAACCCAGCUUUCCAUUACCAUUUUUUACCUUAUUUACCUGAAGUACUGUUUUUAAUCUUUUACAACUCUGAACCCUCAAAUCUCAGAAUUGAAUUUUUUUUGCUUAAGUUGCAUGGGAAGAUGCAAGUGACCCAACAAUGCUGUUUACUUUGAAUACUUGUGCAAGGUUUUACCAUUUGACUAUCUUACCUGAUUUUGGCUCAUGUAUGUGUUUCAUCAGGGGCAGUCUUGUUUCAGAAUUUAGCUUCCUUUUGAUUCAGGAAUAAAUUGGAACCAUCUUGCUUAUCAGA
Messenger RNA from Stegostoma tigrinum, 3953 nucleotides. Its product is annotated as glutamine--fructose-6-phosphate aminotransferase [isomerizing] 2-like. The coding region runs from base 102 to 2165 and encodes 687 amino acids. The transcript has 19 exons. Lineage: Eukaryota; Metazoa; Chordata; Chondrichthyes; Orectolobiformes; Stegostomatidae. Gene Ontology annotation, biological process: carbohydrate derivative biosynthetic process; UDP-N-acetylglucosamine metabolic process; fructose 6-phosphate metabolic process. Gene Ontology annotation, molecular function: carbohydrate derivative binding; L-glutamine:D-fructose-6-phosphate transaminase (isomerizing) activity. The record is from RefSeq and is a predicted model, not a curated record.